AUGAAGAAACACAGCAGAAAACAGAACAAGGCUCAAGACGGCCGUCCAGCUGCCACAGUGGCUAGCUUACGUAUCAAAAUCCGGUGCCCGAAGGACUUCGGACUUCCCUAUGGAAAACACUAUAGUCCGAGCCUUCACGGAGAAUGUGCAGAUAAACGGUUCGAAACGAUAUCAUCGCUGGUUGGCCUGCCGGAGCCAACCGCAAUAACUUCUGGACACAGAAGGCAAUUUGAUUGCAAACGUUUCAUCACCAAUCGAGGUGACAUCAUCAGUGCGUUAUUGUGGAGCGUAGUAGUGCGUAGCGGUAGCACAACCACCAACCCACCGCUACGCACUACUACGCUCCACAAUAACGCACUGAUGAUGUCACCUCGAUUGGUGAUGAAACGUUUGCAAUCAAAUUGCCCAGCUCAGCGAACAAGCCAACGACCACCAUAUCUCAGAAAACCUAUCAUCGAGAUGAAUCUGUGUCCUGGAGCACGUCAUAAGCGCAAGAACAAGGAAAACUGUAAAAAAUCGUUCAUCCGCAGCACCAUUUCGGUGCCUAACUGUCAUGCCAUUGGAAUGAAGCACGAAGACUGGGAUACUGCCAAGUUUCCCAAGCCUACACAGGGAAAGUCCAGAGACAGAGGCCGGGUUAGAACCACGGACUUUCCAGUCAGUAAAUUUGAGCUCUGGCCACUGAGCUGUCUCGUCUCCAGGCAGACUGAAAACAAGACGAAUAAACACUGGCUGAUUACACCGAAUAUAAAUUUACAAUCGACACAUUACGAAAGUUAUGUCCGCCCCAGAAACGUUGUAUAUACAAGCUACCAGCUACAAACCUACAAUCAAAAGGACGGACAAGAUACUAAUUCAUUCGUACGAAAACUGAAAUAA
This is a messenger RNA of Opisthorchis viverrini, 879 nucleotides long. RefSeq lists its product as hypothetical. The transcript has 4 exons. The record is from RefSeq and is a predicted model, not a curated record. The coding region runs from base 1 to 879 and encodes 292 amino acids. Lineage: Eukaryota; Metazoa; Platyhelminthes; Trematoda; Opisthorchiida; Opisthorchiidae.